Molecule: messenger RNA, 991 nt
Organism: Betta splendens (Siamese fighting fish)
Lineage: Eukaryota; Metazoa; Chordata; Actinopteri; Anabantiformes; Osphronemidae
Gene: psmb12
Product: proteasome 20S subunit beta 12
Exons: 6
Coding region: 88-750 (220 amino acids)
Cellular component (GO): proteasome core complex
Molecular function (GO): threonine-type endopeptidase activity
Source: RefSeq, a predicted model, not a curated record
CAGCGCCAUCGUGGAUCUGCUGCGCGUCUCCGUGCGUCUCAGCGCAUCAGCGCCGCCUCCUCGUUCUCUUUCGCUUUUGGAGCGAAAAUGGAGAAACGCAGCACAGACUCACAAGUCAAAGGAGUCAGCACAGGGACCACCAUCCUGGCUGCCGUCUAUGACGGGGGGGUCGUGAUUGGUUCAGAUUCCAGGGCUUCAAUAGGAGGGGACUAUGUGUCAUCUAAGACGAUUAACAAGCUGAUCCAGGUCCACGACCGGAUCUUUGCCUGCAUAGCCGGCUCACUUGCCGACGCUCAGGCCGUCACCAAGGCUGCAAAGUCUCAUCUGUCGUUCCACAGUGUGCAGAUGGAGACGCCUCCGCUGGUGGUCGCUGCAGCAUCGGUGCUGAAGGAGCUGUGCUACAGAAACAAGGAGGAGCUGCAGGCCGGGUUCAUCACCGCGGGCUGGGACAGGAAGAACGGGCCACAGGUUUACGUGGUGUCUCUGGGUGGGAUGUUAAUCAGUCAACCCGUGACCAUCGCUGGCUCCGGCAGCACCUACAUCUACGGAUACGUAGACGCUAAAUACAAACCCAACAUGAGCCGAGAGCAGUGUCUGCAGUUUGCCACCAACGGUACUGAUGCUCUGGCUUUAGCGAUGGGCAGAGACAACGUCAGCGGGGGUGUGGUCCACCUGGUGGUGAUCACGGAAGAAGGCGUGGAGCACGUGGUCGUACCUGGGGACAAGCUGCCCAGGUUCCACGACGAGUGAUGAGCUUCAUGUUGUGUGAAAUUCAGAAAUAGGACUCAGGAGUCAGAUGGAUGAAACACUGCUAAUGGAACCAUUGCGCUGAGUUGAGUUGUUAACGCAAACAACCUGAGGCUAAUUUACACCAUGCUAAAGAAACUCAAAUGGGGUUGAUGAUGAAGAGUUAUUUGGUCCCUUUGUUUGUCUCGUUCAUUAUUUUUAUUUCAAAGAAAAUCAUAAAAUUAAACAAACAUGUUUUAAACCA